Fonsecaea nubica is the source of this 366-nucleotide messenger RNA. RefSeq lists its product as hypothetical. Bases 1 to 366 code for a protein of 121 amino acids. The record is from RefSeq and is a predicted model, not a curated record. Lineage: Eukaryota; Fungi; Ascomycota; Eurotiomycetes; Chaetothyriales; Herpotrichiellaceae. The transcript has a single exon.
AUGGUAUCCCGAAGAAUUGCCAGGAAAUUCCAAACGGAGGCCGUCAGCUCAAGCGGCCAUGUAUUGGCCAUGUAUUCGUGGAGGCGUCCAGCAAUUGUUCAGCUCGUCCAUGUCAAUCUUCAUUCCUCCUUUGAGGGAUUGGGUAACUUCCUGAAGGGAUUGCUGAUUGAAGAGGGCGAGGAUGACUCCGGCCUCAAGAAGGCCACUGCCAGCAAGACAGUGAAUGCUCAGGCCACUGGAGGAUGCGGCGACACAGGAUCCUCUGUUCAGUUUUGUGACAACUCUCACACCACCACCACGUUGCCUCGAAGCGAAUACACCAUGUGUCGAGCGGUAUCUCUCGCGUACUGGCAAACAUUCCAUUAG